Molecule: messenger RNA, 2829 nt
Organism: Lactuca sativa (garden lettuce)
Lineage: Eukaryota; Viridiplantae; Streptophyta; Magnoliopsida; Asterales; Asteraceae
Source: RefSeq, a predicted model, not a curated record
AUGGCUCAUGUGGAGAGUACUCCGGUUGUGGUGAGGUGGUUCGUGGUUGCUCCGGUGGCUGAUCUGGAAGCUCACCAUGAUCGUUGUCAUGGAGAGUAUAACAGAAGCCGGAUCCCUGAGUUCAUUGGUUCCUUCAAAGAGCUAAGAUAUCUCAAUCUCUCUCAUGCUAGUUUUCAAGGUAUUAUUCCUCCUCACAUUGGAAAUCUUUCUAAUUUAAAGGUUUUGGAUCUCAGUUUGAAUGUUGAGCUGAUGUCGGAUGAUAUGUCGUGGACUUUUGGCCUUCCAUCACUCGAGCAUCUCGAUUUGAGUUGGGUGGAUCUUGGCGGAGCAAAGAACAUGGACAUGGUGCUUUACAAUCUUCCUUCGUUAAAAGAGUUAAGUUUGCAUGGUUGUGGACUUUCCAAUGUCCAUCUUGUUCCUUUUUUUAAUUCGAGUAGAAUUCUUGCCAACAUAAAACACCUUGAUCUUGGCUUCAAUUCUUUCAAAGGCCCACUCCCUGGAUUUUUCCGAAACAUGACAUCCCUAGCAUUCCUAGAUCUUUCUGAAUUUGAUCUUAGUUUGGCAUGGAACUUUGCAAACGUGCUAAACAUGAUCCCUUCUUUAUCAGAGCUGCAUUUGUCACUUUGUGGGCUUGAUAAGACUUUUCUAUCUUCCGCUCAUUUUAAUAUCAGUAUGCUUUCUAACAUCCAACACCUGGAUCUUAGCUGGAAUUCAAUUGAAGGCAUAUUUCCAUCUGUUUUCAGUAACAUGAGUUCCUUAAGAGUCCUUGAUCUCUCAGGAAACAUGCUGCAUUCUUCGGUUCCAAUUAUGCCUGACCUUCUAGAGCUUGAUCUUUCUGUUAACCAUUUUAAGAAUAUUGAGGAUGUUGGAAUCUGGAGACAGUGUUACCUGAAACAGUUGUUUGCAUCGAGGAAUCCUUUUGAAAUAGAAAGGAUUGACCCACCGCAAAACGUUUCAGAAUGCUCCCAAUAUGCUUUGGAGUGGUUGGAUUUAAGUGGGUGUUUGAAUGUUACAAUUCCAAAAGCAUUUGGAAGACUAACCAAUUUGAGAGUCUUAAGUCUAUGGAAUAGCAGUUUGACAGGUCCAAUCCCCGAAUCUCUAGGAAGAUUAAGAUAUUUAGAAGAAUUAUAUUUAUCUGAUAACCGGUUAACCGGUCCCAUUCCUACAUUCCUUGGGAAUCUUUCCAGACUUGACCUUUCUUAUAACCAAUUGAAUGGUUCAAUUCCAGAAUCCUUUGGAAAUCUUGCAGCUUUAGAAUCUUUGUAUCUACAAUCCAAUCACUUAACGGGCCCCAUCCCAACAUCUCUAGGAAGACUUGUUUCAUUACAAGAAUGUUGGCUUUCUUCAAAUUUGUUAAAUGGGACUAUUCCGGUUUCAAUUGGGCAACUUGCCAAACUCAAUGAGUUAGAUAUCUCAGACAAUUCCUUAGAAGGAGUAGUUUCCGAAGCCCAUUUUGCUAACCUUUCGAUGUUGGAGCACUUGGAUGCUUCUUCUAACACCAAGUUGGCAUUCAAUGUCUCACGUGAGUGGAUACCUCCAUUCCAGUUGUAUCAUCUUAAUCUCAGUUCCUGCAAUCUCACAAAUGGAUUGCCACAGUGGCUACGGAAUCAGUUCUUGCUCUCUGAGUUAGUGUUGUCGAAUGCUUCAAUUUCGGGACCUCUGCCCAGAUGGUUGGGGAAGAUGCCUAAUAGGUUAACAGGGAAAAUUCCCAAGUGUCUCCAGAAUCUGCAAGGGUUGUGUGCCAUGAUCCUUAGCUCAAAUUUACUUUCAGGUGUCAUUCCAAGCUAUAUAGCACUUAGUCAUUCAUCAUUGCAUUGGUUAAAAUUAAAUGACAACAACUUUACUGGUGAACUUCCUCGAGAGUUGGGGAAUUUAAGACAUUUAAGAGUCCUAGAUGUGGGUGAUAAUCAAUUGUUUAGAAAGAUACCCCACUGGAUUGGAGAAAACCUGACAAGUUUGAUUGUUUUAAGAUUACACAAGAAUAACUUUACCGGGGAAAUUCCUGAAUCUUUAUGCAAAAUGUCAAAACUUCAAAUUUUGGAUGUUGCAUACAACAACUUAACGGGUAUCAUCCCUCAUUGCCUAAGAGAGUUGAAUGCAAUGGUUAAUGGUGCAGAAAAGUGGUAUGACAGUUAUAGCUGGGCUGAUUCUAAUGAGAAUGUGAUUCAGGUUAUGAAAGGUGUUGAUCUUGAAUAUACAAGAAUUUUGGAUAUAGUUUAUAACAUGGACCUUUCAAGCAAUAAGCUUGUAGGAGAAAUACCUAUAGAGAUAACUGCACUUUCUAUGUUGGUGGGUCUCAAUUUGUCUAAUAAUCAUCUCAGUGGGAAUAUUCCAGACACCAUUGGAAACUUGACGGCAUUAUUUUCUCUUGAUUUCUCAAACAAUGAGUUGACCGGGAUGAUCCCUCCAAGCAUGGCAGAUUUGACUUUUUUGAGUCAUUUGAAUCUGUCACACAACAACUUGUGGGGAAGAAUUCCAACAGGCCAUCAGUUGCAGACCCUUACUGAUGAUCCAUCAAUAUAUGCUGGGAACAGAGAUCUUUGUGGACCUCCAUUGCCAAACAAUUGCUCAGAUCAUCAAGACCCAACAACAACAGCAAAGCCCAAGAAGAAACAUAAAGCAGCUGACAAGUCGAUCAAGGUAUGGUGGUUUUACCUGGACAUCAUGAGUGGAUUUGCAACAGGAUUUUGGGGUGUAAUUGUAGUUCUGUUGUUCAAGAAGCAUUGGAGACGGAGGCUUUUCAUGUUUGUUGAGAAAAGCAUGGACAAGAUAUAUGUUGCAGUCAUGGUAAAAGUUGCCAAGAUCAAGAGAAGAAGAGAAGCUGUAUAG